Molecule: messenger RNA, 2612 nt
Organism: Scleropages formosus (Asian bonytongue)
Lineage: Eukaryota; Metazoa; Chordata; Actinopteri; Osteoglossiformes; Osteoglossidae
Gene: eif2b3
Product: eukaryotic translation initiation factor 2B, subunit 3 gamma
Exons: 12
Coding region: 261-1616 (451 amino acids)
Biological process (GO): cytoplasmic translational initiation; biosynthetic process
Cellular component (GO): guanyl-nucleotide exchange factor complex; eukaryotic translation initiation factor 2B complex
Molecular function (GO): translation initiation factor activity; guanyl-nucleotide exchange factor activity
Source: RefSeq, a predicted model, not a curated record
UAGUGUCGUUUAGUUCCGUUGUUUUUAUAUAAACUUUCAUGUAUGAGUUCCCAAUCAUUAGGAAUUGUAUUGUUUUCGCGUCUUUACGGUUGUGAUAAUUCUCGGUUAAAGUGCUGAGCAUAAAAAGCGUUAAAGCACACUGAGCACAGCAGUCGUGACUGUGUGUCUAGCCUGCUUUGGUGCUCAGUGCUGUUACCCGUUAGUUGCUGGGUUGUUCUCUAAAUUCCGUUGCGAGACAAAACUGAGGACCGCAGCCAGGGAUGGAGCUGCAAGCGGUGGUGAUGGCAGCCGGCGGCGGCUCCCGUAUGAUGGACCUCACUUACAGCAUCCCUAAGCCUUUGCUGCCUAUUGGGAACAAACCCCUCAUCUGGUACCCACUCAGCCUGCUGGAGAGAGUGGGCUUUGAAGAGGUCAUCGUCAUCACAACGAAGGAGGCCCAGAAGGAGGUCCAGAAACUGCUGUUGACAGAGACCAAGCUGAAGCCAGACAUUGUGUGUGUGCAGGAGGAUGCAGACAUGGGGACUGCCGACGCCCUGCGGCACAUCCAACAGAAGAUUAAGACGGACGUGCUGGUGGUUAGCUGCGACCUCAUCACGGACGCUGCCCUGCACGAGGUAGUGGACCUUUUCCGAGUGCACAAUGCCACCCUCUCCAUGCUGAUGAGCAAAGCACACGAGUUCACUGAGACUGUCCCUGGUCAGAAGGGCAAGAAGAAAGCAGGGGAGCAGAGGGACUUUGUGGGUGUGGAUGAUUCAGGAAAAAGGCUUCUCUUCAUGGCCAAUGAGGCAGACCUGGACGAAGACCUUGUCAUCAGGAAAUCGAUCAUGCGCAGACAUCCCAGAAUGCACAUCAAAACUGGCCUUGUCGACGCCCACCUUUAUUGCCUGAAGAGAUCCGUGAUUGACUUCUUAGCAGAAAAUAAGUCCAUCUCCUCCAUCCGAGGUGAGUUGGUUCCUUGUUUGGUCCGCAAACAGUUCUCCAAAUUCAGCAGCCUGCAGAAGAACAAGGAGGAGCCCAAUCAGAACAUGAAGAAAAAGGACGCAAACACAAACUCUGAGAACCACAUUGCCUCAGCAGAUGAUGACCUUCUGGAACUUGCCCUGAAUCGCUCCUGCUGGAACGACCAUCGCGGGGACAUGUGCGGGGCCUACCAUGGUGGCAAGCUGCGCUGCUAUGUGCACAUCAUGGAGGAGGGCAUGUGUUACCGUGUGAACACACUAGCAGCCUACAUUGAGGCCAAUCGCCUGGCUAGUAAACUGUUCGAAGAGCCUGCAAUCCAUCCGUCAGCUGUCAUCUCUGAGCGAAGUGUGGUGGGUUCUGACAGCAUCAUCGGAACCUACUGUCAGAUUGCGGAAAAGGCAUCAGUCAAGCGCUCAACCAUCGGGGCAUCGACGACCAUCAAGGAGAAGGCUAAAAUAACCAACUCAAUCAUAAUGAACGGGGUCACCAUUGAAGAAGGGUGCAACAUCCAAGGCAGUGUGAUCUGCAGCCAUGCGACAAUCUGCCGUGGCGCUGAUAUCAAAUACUGCUUGGUGGGAAACAGCCAGCGUGUCGAGGCGGAAGCUGAAAGAACCAAUGAGGUCAUUGUUGGAACUGACCAGCUGAUGGAGAUCUAGAGACACGUAGAGACAGCUGACCAAUCCGGAAGUGACCAACGGUCGCAUGGAACUGGCCACCGUGGUCACAGCUCAUCAUCGGUCUCUUUUUUUAUAUUGUGUCCAAAAUAAAAAGAUUUAUUUAUCUCAGAUUUGUUUUUUUUUUUUUUCUUUCUUUCUUUGUAAAGUAAAUGUUGGCAUUGUUAAAAAUUCAUGAAUUUACAUUUGACUCUGAAGUCCCUUGGUUUGCUGGGAUCCGCUACCUCCCUGCACCCUCCUGCGUGACCACCACCCGUCACUCUAGGCAAGUUGCCUUUGCAGUGAGAAUCGGGUGGCCACAAUGGGGUUAAUUUUAUUUGUUCUUUAUGUACACAAAAAAACGAAGGGUUGGACCACCCAGCAAGAUCUUCACGAGGAACUCUCCCCUCCCUCUUUCACAGAAUGCUGGAAAGGCAUCGCUCCGGGUUUUUUUUUUUUUUUUUCCCCCGGUUGAAGAUUUAUGGCAUUCCUACACCAGCGCAACUCUUAAAUUACAGGUCUGAAGUUCCAUAGUCACGAAAGAGCCCAUCUUAGGAAGAUUCUCUACCCACAUAAUUGUUUGAUUUACAGUGCCUGCCGUACAUUGUUUUAAUGUCAAACCGGAGAACUCUAGUGUCAUUUUUCCCCUUUCUUUCUCUUUUGUUUUUGUCAUUAGUGACAUCUUGAAAUAAUUUGCCAACAUGCCUUUCUUCUUUCUUUUGCUUUCUUUUUUAAUCCACAGAAAUUUAAUCAAGUCCCUCAUUUUGGUUUAUUUAACCUCUUUGCUCUCUGUGGGAGUUAUUACUCCAGUCUUAGCUCUCAUAAAAUAAUAAUUAAAACUUAUCUUCAGAACAUGGCUUUCUCAAGAUGUUCAAGUGUAUGAUCUGAAAAGUAGUGUGCUUUUAUAGCUCAAGUAUGCAGGUGACAUAAGGGACAUGUCCUGUUCGUUUUGUUUGUGGAUUUCCAACAACUCUCUGUUUACAAAGAAUAUAUAAAUCA